This is a messenger RNA of Arctia plantaginis, 957 nucleotides long. The record is from the annotation of a GenBank genome assembly. NCBI's taxonomy places the organism in Eukaryota, Metazoa, Arthropoda, Insecta, Lepidoptera, Erebidae.
AUGAGAGGGCUACUGUUCCUGACCCUCGCGGUCGCGGUCUUGUGCACCGCAGACGCUGAGCGUCACCGACGAAAGCACAGACGUCUUCGCGUUAAGACGUCGACAGAGCGUGCGCAGCGCUUCGAGUUACCAGCCGCGCCGGUGCGGGAGGACUCAGAGGCCGAGCACCUCGAGCUCGGUAUGGCCGAGAGGCUCGACGAGAAGCGCUUCCAGGAGUCUGAGAGGAGACGCGUCAAUGAACUGAUGAAUGAAAACGGAUUCGAUGGCGAGAACGAUGUGGUGCUGGAUGACCCGUGCCUGAAGGUGCACUGCAGUGCAGGGCGCGUGUGCGAGAUCGACGAGCACGGCGACGCCGUGUGCAACUGCAUCAAGGAGUGCCCUUACGAGACGGACUCGCGCCGCAAGGUCUGCACCAACCACAACGAGACCUGGACCUCGGACUGCGAGGUGUACCAGCAGCGCUGCCUCUGCCUCGACGGUUCCGAGCUGUGUCGCGGCCCGCAAUACCACCACGUGCAGAUCGAGUACUACGGCACCUGCAGGGAGAUGCCCGAAUGUACUGAGAACGAGAUGUCCGACUUCCCGCGGCGCAUGCGCGACUGGCUGUUCAACAUAAUGCGCGACAUGGCGGAGCGCCGCGAGCUGACGCCGCACUACCUGGCGAUGGAGCGCGAGGCCGAGUCCAACCUGACGCGCCGCUGGACCAACGCCGCCAUUUGGAAGUGGUGUGACCUGGACGCGCACGACAACGACCGGUUCGUGUCCGUGCACGAGCUGUUCCCCAUCCGCGCGCCGCUCAUGGCUCUGGAGCACUGCAUCGCGCCCUUCCUCGAGCGCUGCGACGAGGACGACGACCACCGCAUCACGCUCGCCGAGUGGGGCAAGUGUCUGCAGCUGGACGAGUACGAGCUGGAGGACCGCUGCGACGAGUUCACGGACGAUCCCACGUUCCACUAG